This is a messenger RNA of Vicugna pacos (alpaca), 2812 nucleotides long. The record is from RefSeq and is a predicted model, not a curated record. NCBI's taxonomy places the organism in Eukaryota, Metazoa, Chordata, Mammalia, Artiodactyla, Camelidae.
GGCCUCGUGGAGGAGUGUGUACACGCCAGGCGGUGCCCUCGCGCGCGCGGUCGUGUGACUUGCAGGCACUGUGUGUGCCACGGCCACACCUCUUGGGGGGGGUCCUUUGUGUUUUGCGGCGGAACCACGCCCCCUUCUCCCACGGAUGACCCACUCCACCUGGCCCCGCUGAAGAAGCUCCUUUUUUACAUUCUUGCUCCCAGGGAGAGUUUUGCAGAACAGGUGUCAGGUGUGAAGUUGCUGGACUCGGGGAGAGGAGUGGGAGCGUGUGGAAUCCCGGACAAAGAUCUUUGCCGGAGGGUACUGGGAACUGAAGCUGGACGAGCCAGACUGCUGGCUUGUCCUGCUGCCAGAAGCCCUUCCAUUCUUGUCGGCACUCCGGGCUCCUCACUCUAGAUCCACCCUGUGUUAUUCUUGCGUAUUUCCUGCUCAGAAGCUUGUCUACUGGACUUUUUGAUAGUAGCUCUUGCCGUCGGUAUGACGGUGGGCUAGACUUUUGCCCUGUUUGCGCUUCAGUUACCACAUGUGUCAAGUCAGAAGAGGGAUGAACAGAAUGAUCGCCAAGUCCCUUGCCAGUGACAACAUUUUGUGACUCUGGGUGUAUCAAAUCAGGGCAUAAUAGAGAGUGGCUGUUGUCUCAAGACAGGGCACUUUGAAUCUAAGAUUGGAUUAUUCCUAGGUCAGUCACAUCUCACUGCUGACUCAUGGACCCCAAAGUCUGUCUUUUUCACGUGCAUUUUUAUGAUUGAUCUCUCCUGCCCUGUAUCUAUUGCACUAAAAAAAAAAAGUACGGAAGUUUGCAUUCAUCCCUGUUCUAUUCAGGUGUAAGAUAUGACCCAUUUUUCCAGCUUGUCAAGAGAUUUUUUGGGGACGAUUAAUCAGCCACCUCAUGCAUUAAUUACUCCUCGCAACUUCUUGUCACCUGUGAGUUUGAUCAGCAGGUCUUCUGUGUCCUCUUCUGAUAUUCCUGAAAGUACUGAUCAAUAAACAUACGUUGCACCACCCCAGACCUCCGUCCAAACUACCAUUUGCCCCAGUAAUAAGCAUUUGACCCUUCAGUUGCUUAAGCAGGUAUUAACUUCCUGCCAUCUGGUCAGCAUUUCUCACGAGAGUGUUUUGAAGGCCUUGGCAGCUGGAGCUGCUAAAGGCAGCCUUUGGUUUUGUGAAAGAAGCAGAGAGACGUGCCAUUCUUUUCAGUCACAUUUACUGAGGGUUGCCUGUGCCAUUCAUGCAGGUAAAUAAAUGGUCCAGAGCUUUACCCAGUGGAGUUUGUAGUCUAGAGAGAGGCGCACAGUAAAGCAGCUUAACACACUUUUAAUACAGAGGAGUUCGUAGGGGCACUGACAUGGCUGAACUAAUGGAGCUUUGGUGGAGGGCCACGCAUCAGAGGUUUCAAGGACUGGGUGAUAUAUGAGUAGGUCUUGCAGGAUAAGUGGGACACCCCCAAGGGAGGCUGAACGGGAAAUGUGUUUCAGAAUUCCAAGAACACAGCAAACACCAAACUGCAGAGGAGGUGGCAACUGGGCAUUUGGGAAUGGUGGCUGGGUUUGCUGAAGCUGUCUCCAUCACACUGGGCUCUGCCUGUGACCAGGACUGCACAAGCUUAGCUGUGUCUGCAGGUUUUUCUGAGCAAGACUGAGUGCCCCCUUGUGUUCUGUAGGGGAGGCACACGGUCCAAGGUCCUUUUACUCUCAGAGGAUGGGCAGAUCCUGGCAGAAGCGGAUGGACUCAGCACAAACCACUGGCUGAUCGGGACAGACAAGUGUGUGGAGAGGAUCAACGAGAUGGUGAACAGGGCCAAACGGAAAGCAGGGGUGGAUCCUCUGGUACCUCUACGAAGCUUGGGCCUAUCCCUGAGCGGUGGGGAUCAGGAGGACGCGGUGAGGAUCCUGAUGGAGGAGCUGAGGGACCGAUUUCCUUACCUGAGUGAAAGCUACUUAAUCACCACCGACGCCGCCGGCUCCAUCGCCACAGCCACGCCGGAUGGUGGGAUCGUGCUCAUCUCAGGGACAGGCUCCAACUGCAGGCUCAUCAAUCCCGACGGCUCAGAGAGCGGCUGCGGCGGCUGGGGCCACAUGAUGGGAGACGAGGGCUCAGCCUACUGGAUUGCACACCAAGCAGUGAAAAUAGUGUUUGACUCCAUCGACAACCUAGAGGCGGCUCCGCAUGACAUUGGUUAUGUCAAACAGGCCAUGUUCAACUACUUCCAGGUGCCAGAUCGGCUAGGAAUUCUCACCCACCUGUACAGAGACUUUGAUAAAUGCAGGUUUGCUGGGUUUUGCCGGAAAGUUGCAGAAGGUGCUCAGCAGGGAGACCCCCUCUCCCGGUAUAUCUUCAGGAAGGCUGGGGAGAUGCUGGGCAGACACGUGGUGGCAGUGUUGCCUGAGAUUGACCCGGUCUUGUUCCAGGGUGAGAUUGGCCUCCCCAUCCUGUGUGUGGGCUCUGUGUGGAAGAGCUGGGAGCUGCUGAAGGAAGGUUUCCUUUUGGCGCUGACCCAGGGCAGAGAGAUCCAGGCUCAGAACUCCUUCUCCAGCUUCACCCUGAUGAAGCUGCGGCACUCCUCCGCCCUGGGCGGGGCCAGCCUGGGGGCCAGGCACAUCGGGCACCUGCUCCCCAUGGACUACAGCGUCAAUGCCAUUGCCUUCUACUCCUACACCUUCUCCUAGGGGGCUGGCCCUGGCUCCACCCCCUCCAAGCCCAGUGGACAUUGGGUGCUGGAAGGGAAGGGAGGAGGCUCUUUCUUUUUUUCCUUUUUAAAAAAAAAAAAAACACACAUAUAGAAGAAAAUAAACGCACUUUACCCACUCCCCAA